CAAAAAAGGCUGAACAGCCAGAGGCAGCACCCCCCUCCCCAUCUCCUCCACCUCCUCCUCUCUCCUCCCCCCCCUUCACUCUCCUCAUCCAUCCAUCCAUGCUUCCUCCUCUCCGCUGCUGGAUGGUGCGUUAGGAGCGCUUGUAGGACGGUACCGGAGCUCCUCCUCUGUCUGAUGGAGACGGACUGAGUACAGGGACCAGGUCCGGUGAGGAUCCGCUGCUAUAAGAGCCGAAGGAGACGGAAGGAGAGGGGGAGACACGGAGCUGGAGUAAACAAUAGAAACUGCAGCGUGAUAUCAGACUGCAAUUCAAUUACGGUCGCUGGCUGGAGGCUUUUCCUUUUAAUUUAGAUGAGGAAGGUUGCGAGCGCCUCCUCAAGUCUGCAAAUGGAAAGUCUUCCAGCUGCAAAACAUGGCUCUGAUGAGCCCAAAUUACAGAGAUGAUAACCAUCUUACAUCAUCUGAUCCUGUCUGUUUCCAGACAGCUGGGGUUUAAAAUAGGAUCACAUCCUAAAUACAAAGCAAAAACUGAGCUUAUUUUGCUUCAGGCCAGAUCUGAAAUUUAAUGCAGGGCAUCAGAGGUGAGCAGGCGGCGAGGCCUCAGCGAGGAUGUGUGAUGACAGAGCUGGACUGUGUGGCUCCUACUGAUCCUCCAUCCUCUGAAGGUCUCCUGCCUCUCUUCCUCACCAGCUGCCUGAACAGGGCGUGUCUCUGUGAUUGUGUUUAACAUGCACGCUCCCACGAGUGUGUAACCUGUCAAGAGAAUUGUUUAGUGUGUGUUAGUGCGUGCGUGUUUGUGUGCGUGUGUACUUCGAGUGCAGAGAUGGGCUCGGUGGGAGCGGAGCGCCGCAGGCCCACACCGGCCCAGACGCCCGAUGAGAGGGAUGUUUGGAGGGAUGGAGGAAGAGCUGGAUGGAGGGAUGCGGGGAGAGAGGGCUGGAGAGAGGGAAGAGAGAGCAGCGUGGUGCAGAGCUACAGCUUCGAUUCGUACCAGCUGGAGGAGGAGGAGAUCAGUAAAGACGCCCCGGAGCGAGGAGUGCUGGCUCUGUCCGAGCCCGACUUUGAGGAGCCGAUCCCUGACGACCGUUACCAUGGCAUCUACUUUGCAAUGCUAUUGGCUGGAGUGGGUUUCCUGCUACCCUACAACAGUUUUAUCACUGAUGUGGACUACCUGCACCACAAGUUUAAAGGGACGUCCAUUGUGUUCGACAUGAGUCUGACUUACAUCCUGGUGGCUCUGUUGGCCGUCAUCCUCAACAACGUGCUGGUGGAGCGACUCAGCAUGCACACCAGAAUCACUGUGGGUUACAUCUUAGCGCUGGGGCCACUGGUCUUUGUCAGUGUGUUUGAUGUGUGGCUGGCAAAGUUCACCACCAGGCAGGCUUACAUCAUCAACCUGGUGUCAGUGGGAGUGGUGGCCUUCGGAUGUACAGUGCAGCAGUCCAGUUUCUAUGGUUACAUGGGGAUGCUGCCCAAGAGGUACACACAGGGGGUGAUGACUGGAGAGAGUACAGCCGGGGUAAUCAUCUCCCUGUCUCGCAUCUUCACCAAGCUGCUGAUCCCGGACGAGAGGAGGAACACGCUCAUCUUCUUCCUCAUCUCCAUCAGCAUGGAAAUGCUCUGCUUCCUGCUUCACCUGCUUGUCCGUCGCUCACGAUUCGUCCGCUACUACACCAACCACGCCCAAGGCAAAGGUCUGAGCAAAGGUCAUGACCCACGUGACAAUGGGACUGGAUACCGGGUUCACCAUGAUGUCACCGCAGAGGACGUCAAAUUUGGUAAUGGUGGGACAGGACCGUCCACUACCGAAGAGGGUGGUGAGGACUUUGUCGGUGGGACAUAUGUGCGAUUUGACGCCCCGAAAGCCAAGAUAAGAAGGAGCUGGCCUGGUGUCCGUGACAUGAUCUUGCAUCGUUACGUGGUGUCCCGUGUGAUCUGGGCCUACAUGCUGUCAAUAGCAGUGACUUACAGCAUCACCCUGUGUCUGUUCCCCGGGCUGGAGUCGGAGAUACGAAACCCCACCUUAGGAGAGUGGCUCCCCAUCCUCAUCAUGGCCACCUUCAACAUGUCAGACUUUGUUGGCAAGAUCCUGGCAGCACUGCCGUACGACUGGUCUGGAGGCCGCCUGCUCUUCUUCUCCUGCCUGAGGGUGGUCUUCAUCCCUCUGUUUGUCAUGUGUGUGUACCCGGCCAGUGCGCCAACCCUGUCCCAUCCAGCCUGGCCUUGUCUUUUCUCCCUCCUCAUGGGAGUCACCAACGGCUAUUUUGGUUCUGUGCCGAUGAUACAGGCUGCUGGAAAAGUGCCACCUGAACAGAGGGAGCUGGCAGGGAACACUAUGACAGUCUCCUAUAUGACAGGCUUGAUGGUGGGCUCUGCUGUGGCUUACGCAGCUUACAGCUUCACCGCUCCAGGAUCAGGAACACGCUUCGCCACACUCAACAUACACACACCUGCCAAUGCUACAGGGUAUUGAAUGUCCACAUAUAAUAAAACACACACACAUACAUAAACACUCAUACAUGUACAUACAUGCAGCCAUUUACAUACACAGGAUCCUGGCAAGAAGAAGCAGCACAGACUGAUGGACUGGAAUCAAACAAGAGACUUUCCAGCUGCAGAGGACAAGAAGACAUCUGUGAAGAACUUUUUAAAGGUUAAUGUUUAUCCUCUGACAGACAGAUUCUCCUUUGUCCAAGUCAUGCUUUGAUUUGGUUCAGUGGAUAAAGAAAGUGGAAACAAAAACAAAACCUGGGAUUUAGUAGUGGAGGAAAUUGUGUGAAAACGUAGCAGAUCUCUCCACUCUCUCAUUGUCCAGCCUGGUGGUCCACUGACCUUUCAAACAUACUGGGUUCUGCAGUGUUGAACUUUUUCCUGGAGGUGAAGAACAGGAGCUGUGCCUCUGCCAGCGAGCCGACAGUAGUCCUUUGAGUGUCUCACAGAGAAAUUAUUGAAUUAUUGUCAGCAUGUGUGUGUGUGUGUGUGCAAACAGGUCAGCUGACAUUUGUACAGUGUUAAGUCAAGUCAUUUUUUGCUGUUGCUGCAGGGAGCAAACAGCUUGCCGUUUUCAAGGAGACCUUCUGUCAAUAUGUUACAUUUUAUGAGUUCUCAGAUCUGUUGAUAUUCAAAAUAGAGAGAUCAUAUAAGAGUGGAUUUUCCUGGACCAUGUUAGCUCAGCUGUUUCCUCCUCAUGAUGUGUCUUCUGAAAAUAUGAUUGAAAUCUUUGAAUGAUGAGUUCUAUCCAUGAUGAUUUGAUUCAGGUACUAUUAGCUAAAUCUUCUGACUGCACCAUUUGAAAACCGCAACAAAAAUAACUUGAAGGGAGCCUCGCUAAAGUCACAGUAAAAUAGAAGUUAGAGCAUCUUUAGCUUCAGUAAUGUGAUGUAUUUUGUGGCUUAGCAUAUACACAACAAAAUAGAGCUGUAGCUUGUUAGCUUCCACCCACACUUCCCUCACCCUCAUUGUUAGAUCAAAAGGAGGAGGAGGAGGAGGAUGAAAAAAAAGUUUUUGCUGGCAGACAUCCAAACACACCUCUGACCAAUGAUUUUGCUGUGCUAGCUGCUAUAACUUGCAAGCUAAGUCACCCCAAAUCACAUCUGAGUGGAAAAAUGUAUGUGUAUGACCCCGAGGUCAAGGUCAGAGUCAUCGAAAAUUAGGGGCGGUCAAUACCAAAAAAUUUGGUUCUGAUUCAAUACCAAGUAACACUAGUGGCAGAACUAUUGAUAUCAAUAUCUUAACGUAUUUUUAAAAGUGGACAAUGUACUGUCAUGAGUUUAAUGCGUCAUUAAUAGAACUCAGAAUAUAUUUUCAUUACCAAUGAUUUACAAAACAUUAGACAUUUCUUUUUAGUAUGCUCUGUUAAUUACUCAAUCAUGUGCAUGUUAAAGCUAUAAUCGAUAUUUUUUUAUAAUAAUUAUCAAAUGAUGAUUUGUAGUGUCAAAGGAGUUGCUAGUGAUGAUAAACCUACAGAGAAUUUUCACCUGACUCUGCAGCUCCUCUGCUUUAUGGAGCUUUAUAGCGAGUUUCUUUAUUUAGCUGUCCAACUGCUACUUUACUGUUUUGGUUCACUCUCACAGCUCUCAUAGCAUAGUUUUCGGCUGGCUGUUUUCAG
Thunnus maccoyii (southern bluefin tuna) is the source of this 4108-nucleotide messenger RNA. It is a transcript of the gene slc29a4a, whose product is annotated as solute carrier family 29 member 4a. Gene Ontology annotation, cellular component: plasma membrane. Gene Ontology annotation, molecular function: monoamine transmembrane transporter activity; nucleoside transmembrane transporter activity. Bases 824 to 2473 code for a protein of 549 amino acids. The transcript has 13 exons. The record is from RefSeq and is a predicted model, not a curated record. NCBI's taxonomy places the organism in Eukaryota, Metazoa, Chordata, Actinopteri, Scombriformes, Scombridae. Gene Ontology annotation, biological process: nucleoside transmembrane transport.